AUGUUAACAGACAGUCAGACAACUAAAUGGUCAGAAGGACUAAGGUACAUACAGUUUAUGAAAAAUCGGGCAUUUCAUUCUGGAAUUAAACAAUCGCCUUAUAAGGCAAUGUUUGGUGCAGAACUCAAGGUUGGCCUCUCUACUACUUCAUUGCCUUCGGAACUGCUAAAGGACAUUGCAGACGAGGACGAUCUUCGAAAACUGUUUGAUGAACAUGAAAAUGAAGGUAGUGAUGGGUACGAAGAUAAGGAUGGAGACGAAGAUAGGAGUGGAGAUGAUGAUGACAUGGAUGGAACCUCACAAAAAAAUGCUGCGCAAAGCCUUGAAAAACAAGCUAAAAAGAUGAAAGCAACCUCUCAGAAGUCGCAUCUACCAGCGAAAGUUGGAGAUAACAUCGUCAUACCUACUCCUGAUGUAGACAGGGCUAAAGGAGAUCUUCGGAACGUUAUUGGAGUUGUGCUUAAAGCAUCUGAUGAUGGAUUUUAUAAGAUUGGGACUAAGCAUGGUCUCUUACAAAAAUUAUAUUGCAGAAAUGAAUUUGAUAUCUGCGCUCAAAAGUUUUUAUUGGAAGAAAAAGUGAUCGAAAACAUCGAACUUUUGUUAAGAACCGCAGCGAUCAAAAAUUCAGUUGGAACAGGCCAAGGCUUCUUUAAGUGUAGUUGCCAAGAAGUGUACGUCAAGUCGAUGCCUUUGCAAGAAAAAUAA
Anthonomus grandis grandis is the source of this 705-nucleotide messenger RNA. RefSeq lists its product as uncharacterized. The record is from RefSeq and is a predicted model, not a curated record. Bases 1 to 705 code for a protein of 234 amino acids. Gene Ontology annotation, molecular function: nucleic acid binding. The transcript is spliced from 2 exons. NCBI's taxonomy places the organism in Eukaryota, Metazoa, Arthropoda, Insecta, Coleoptera, Curculionidae.